CCGGGGGGAAGAGUUUGCACGGCAGAAACCGUGCGAGGGAUGAGGAAGGCGAGGGCGCAGCGGCCGCUUCUCAGGGAUCUGUGGAAUUUAAGGAAUCCUUCUCUAAGAUAACUUUGCUGCUGUUCCGGCCUUCCUUCUCAGUGUUGUGAUGGUUUCAAUUGAAGUACAUUUCUGAAGAAACUGACCGGAAUAGGAGUCGUCUUAUCUUUUAAAAUGUUCAAAAUUCAGCAACGCAUAACAUCUAACAGGACACCCAGGAAAAGGCCAUAUAGAUGUGACAUCUGCUAUAAACAAUUUGAAACGCCAUCAAAAUUAGCUAGGCAUUAUCUUAUACACACUGGUCAAAAGCCAUUUGAAUGUCAUGUAUGUCAUAAAACUUUUAGACAGUUAGUCCAUUUGGAGAGACAUCAGCUAACCCAUAAACUUCCUUUUAAAUGUAACAUUUGCCAUAGGAACUUCAAAAAUUUAAUUACUUUCUUAAAGCAUCAACAGCUUCAUAAUGAAAACUACCAGAGUGAUAUUAAGCAAGCUAAAAAAUCGGUGGAUGCCAAGCAAGAUAGGCUGUUGUAUGGAAUAUUUCAUUGUUCUGUUUGCCAGAAAUCUUUUACAACAGAAGAGCGGUGGAUGCUGCAUCAGUGCACAAAGUCAGAUCAUCUGCACAGUGCCAGGAGGAGAAAGAAAACUCAUGUGUGUGAAACAUGUAACAAGAUGUUUCCAUCACGAUCUAAGCUGGAAAGACACUUGCUGAUUCACACUGGCCAGAAACCUUUUAAAUGUUCCUUGUGUGGUAAAUCUUUCAGGCAGUUAACACAUUUGAAAAUCCAUCAGCUCACACACACAGAAGAGAGGCCUUUCCAGUGUUGUUUUUGUCAGAAGGGAUUUAAGAUGCAGAGCAAACUCCUGAAGCACAAGCAACUCCAUGUCAGAAAUAAGUCUCUUCCCAGAGUCCUUUACAGAGCAAAGACUUCUAAAUACCCUAGACCUCAGAACUCGCUGGAAGGAAAAAGGGAUAAUUUUGAGAAUGUUGAUUCUUAUGAGUCCCCGGAAAAUGAUCCACUUGAUGUUCACUCUAUUUAUAUUGUACCUUUUCAGUGCCCAGUGUGCGAGCAGUGUUUUGAAACAGAGCGGGUUCUAAAUUUGCACAAAUGUUUUUACCUGAGAGAUGGCAAAAAUUCAAACAGUGGCAAAUCAGCCUACAGCCACAAAGCCAGCAUUAAAAGUAAAGUCCUGAUGAAACUCAAACAUGCUGGAGAAAAGGCAUCAGAUUUGUCUCUGUCUGACAGACAAAAAAAUAAAACAAGUCACUUUAAAAGUUAUGACCUGUUUGCAUCUAAUGAGCAGCAUUCUGAUCGGAAUGCUUCCCCUAAAACUUUUAAGAAUUAUCAUAGCAAGCUUGUCAGGCACAAGAUAAUUAGCAAUAAAAAGAAAAGGACAUUUGUCAUGCCAUUUUCCUGGCAAGAGCACCUACAAAAGCACAAAUUAGAAAUUAAUUUAAAUGGUAUAAUUACUGGUGAAAGCAUGUUAAACAUGGAUGAUUCGGUACAUAAUAAAGAUGACUCUCUUUAUGGUUCAUUGGAUGCUGAUUUCUUUGAUAAUCCAGAAGCAGCACUUCACCGUGCUUUUUCAGCUCCUACUAAAAAUAUACAUAAUAGACACACAGUGUGUAAAUGUGACAGAUGUGAAAAAAUCUUCCCUUCUUCAUCCAAACUUCAAAGACAUUAUCUUAUUCACACGGGACAGAAGCCCUUUGGCUGUAAUGUUUGUGGGAAGACAUUUAGACAGUCAGCUCACUUAAAAAGACAUCAGCUCACCCAUACUGAAAAGAGACCAUAUAAAAGCCCUGUUUGCCAGGUGGAAUUUGAAAAUCUGAACAAACUUUUUAGUCAUCAGGGAGAUCACAUUGAAUUUAAGUCUUCUCAGCCUGUGGGUUAUUCCAAAAGGCCUUCACAGGCAUCUGGCUUUCCAGAAUUUGAGCUGAUCCAGUCAAACCAAGCAGCUGAAAUCAAAGUUGAGCUAGAGUCUGGGGACUUUGUUCUUGGCACCAGCAGUAGAAACCAGCAGUAUUUGUGUAGUAAGUCGUUGGAAACGGAGCAAAGCCAUUACAGUCACUGGUAUGAUUUUUCUGGAGGUAUGGAAAAAAGUGAAGCUAUUAAAAAGUUUUAUCAGUGCAGUGUCUGCUUUAAAACUUUCAAAUCGCCUUCCAAACUUGAAAGGCACUAUUUAAUGCAUGCUGGACAGAAGCCAUUUGAAUGUUCAGUUUGUGGUAAAACUUUCAGACAGGCCCCACAUUUGAAAAGGCAUCACCUUACUCACUUUAAAAAGAAAUCGUAAAGAUAAAAUGGCUGCCAGAGUUCCACUGAGUGGGAUAACAAACACUAGAAGGUAUUUUGUGUUCAACAAAAGUGGAUGGUGUCCAAUGAGAUUGUUUGUUUGUUUUUAAAGUCUAAAACUUCUGGAUUACAUAAUUAUGAACAGGCUUACAUUAGUUUGACUGGUUUAUGGAAAGUGACUACUUAUGUUAAAGAGAUGACCUGAAGAAAGGUUAAUGUACUAUUUUCAGACUGUCUACUUAUAUAUUUUGUGAUGAAUAAGGGUUGAUGUUUGAAAACUUCCAGCAAUGUUUUUUUUUUUAAAUUGUGAAUACAUGUAGUUAUUGCAUAAGUGUUUCAGCAAUCUGUAGUGCAAUAUAAAUCACAUGUUUAAAAGUUGUGCCUCUUCCCCAUCCAGAGGAGUUAAUUCAUGACAAUAUGCUUUCUGACUGCACCUGCCAAAAGCAAAUGUAAAAAGACCGUCCUUGACCCACUUCACUUUGUCUCCAUGUAUGUUGAAAGCAUAAGAUGCAUGCUGUGCCUGGUUGAUACCAUUUUUCUUAUGCUCCUGUUUGUUCUGCAGAUCAGGUAAUACAAGAGAAAAAGAAAGGAGUUGGAAAAGGAAGAAGUGGAGGAGAAAGCCCAGAGGGAAAAAUAACUUCCACAACAGUAACACAAGAUUAAUAGAGAUAAUACUUACCUGCUUUAAGAUCUAUGGAUGAAGAGUGCUAUGUAAGAGCUAGGUAUUGAACAUAUGCACAUUAAAAUAACA
Molecule: messenger RNA, 3081 nt
Organism: Terrapene triunguis (Three-toed box turtle)
Lineage: Eukaryota; Metazoa; Chordata; Testudines; Emydidae
Gene: ZNF770
Product: zinc finger protein 770
Exons: 2
Coding region: 214-2331 (705 amino acids)
Source: RefSeq, a predicted model, not a curated record